Messenger RNA from Drosophila takahashii, 628 nucleotides. RefSeq names its product Niemann-Pick type C-2e (gene Npc2e). Lineage: Eukaryota; Metazoa; Arthropoda; Insecta; Diptera; Drosophilidae. Gene Ontology annotation, biological process: sterol transport. Gene Ontology annotation, molecular function: sterol binding. The record is from RefSeq and is a predicted model, not a curated record.
UUCCCCGGGUGAAAAAUGCUGCAAAUCGUUGUAACUUUGUCUUUAAUUCUGGCCACUGUCAGUGCCACCAAUGUCCAGCAGUGCAAAAACAAGCCGUUCCCACUGGAUGUGAGUAUCAAGGAUUGCGAUGAGCCACCGUGCGUUGUGUAUAAGGGAACCAUUGCCGUAAUGGAGGUGCACUUCCUGGGCAAUAACAACAAUAUCAAGAGCAUCACGGCCACCACAACGGCCAAGGUGUUGGGCAUGAAUCUGCCAUAUGUGCUGCCCGAGGAAGUUUCCGAUGUGUGCCGAAACCUUCUGUACGGCGCCAUCUGUCCCAUCGAUAAGGACGAGGAUGUCACGUACCAGUUCAACUUCUACGUGGAGCCUUCGUUCCCGGAAAUCACGGCGGAUGUCACUGUCACACUUAACGAUGCCCAAAACGAACCGAUCACCUGUUUUGUGGUGAGCUGUAAAAUCCGGAAGGGAGCCACUGGGGCAUCCCAAUCCCUGCGGGAGGGAUUCCUACUGGACUGGACGAACCCCGGUUCCCUCUAAUGCGACGAUGUUCUCAACUCCACCGAUUUGGCCCGACUGAAUAUUGCCACUUAUUUGUCAAACAAUAAACUCAAAAGUCUUGCAACGAUAA